UUCAAGAUGGCGGCCGGAAAAGCCUUCAAGUUUGGGUCCAUUAUUCUUUCUCCUUCUGUGGUCUUCUUUCGCUCUAAAUUGUCGUUUGGUUUUGUUAAUAUCAAGCCAGUGCUUCAAGGACAUGUUUUAGUUUCUCCCUUUAGAGUUGUAAAGCGAUUUGCGGAUUUAACAGAAGAGGAAGUGUCAGACUUGUUCAUCAGCACGCAGAAAAUUUCAAGUGUCAUUCAAGAAGAAUUCAAUGCAUCUUCUUUGACGAUCUCAAUUCAAGAUGGACCCGAUGCAGGGCAGACUAUUGAACACGUUCACGUCCAUAUAUUACCCAGGAAGAAAGGAGAUUUUGAAAAUAAUGACGAUGUUUAUACAGCAUUAGCUGAACAUGAUAAGCCAGGAUUGGAGAAAAGAAGUAAUGGAUUCGCGAGAAAGGGACGUCGGAGUGAAGAAGAGAUGGCGAAAGAGGCUUCGAAAUUAGCUAGUUACUUUGAUAAUAUUUGAUGAUUAGUCUGGCGUGAAUGGUUAAACGAUAUGUUUAAGAUCUAAUAAUAACUAACCAACUAAGGAAGUGUUGAUCAUAUAAAAUGUUAAUGUUAUUUACAGGAUUAAACUUAAAAUUAUUUUUCAUGUA
Molecule: messenger RNA, 622 nt
Organism: Actinia tenebrosa (Australian red waratah sea anemone)
Lineage: Eukaryota; Metazoa; Cnidaria; Anthozoa; Actiniaria; Actiniidae
Product: bis(5'-adenosyl)-triphosphatase-like
Biological process (GO): diadenosine triphosphate catabolic process; negative regulation of proteasomal ubiquitin-dependent protein catabolic process; intrinsic apoptotic signaling pathway by p53 class mediator
Cellular component (GO): nucleus; plasma membrane; cytoplasm
Molecular function (GO): bis(5'-adenosyl)-triphosphatase activity; ubiquitin protein ligase binding
Source: RefSeq, a predicted model, not a curated record